This is a messenger RNA of Cuscuta epithymum, 1171 nucleotides long. NCBI's taxonomy places the organism in Eukaryota, Viridiplantae, Streptophyta, Magnoliopsida, Solanales, Convolvulaceae. The record is from the annotation of a GenBank genome assembly.
CUUCAACAAGAAAUCUCAACGUUCUCGUCUUUUUAUUUCGAGCGUGACGUCAUCACCAGAAGGAAGAGACCUGCCCGGAACGAUGACAUUAGCGAGGAUUCAUAUGAAAAUGUAGUUUCCAUCUUCAAUUACCCAGACAGAGGUAAAGGUGCUGCGACAUGGCGAUACAUCUUGGGUGGGGAAUUACAAAUUGCGCAUACUUAUAUCCUCAUGAAUUGUCCAGAAAUCUUACCAUUUUAUCUUGAAUUCAGAGCUUCUUUAUCAGCCUUUCCUAAGAAUGAAAUUGAUUCAAUGGUGGACUCUGAUUUUGUAAAUUGGUACAAGUAUCAGAUCAAUAGCCGUGGGAUUGUCGAUCCUCCGUUAGUAGCAUUAUCGUAGGGCCCAAGUGCCAGUGCCAAAGUGUGGCGGUCAUAUGUGAUAAACGGUUACACAUAUCACACAGCCGCUUACGGACAGGGUCGACCAACAACGAACAGCGGGUUAUGUGUCCCGACCAUCGGUUAUGAUAACUCGGAAACCAAUUUUUUUGGUGUGCUGCAUGAGAUUCUGGAACUUGAAAUGCCUUGUGGUGCGCAAAAAUUGACAUGCGUUCUGUUCCGCUGCAAAUGGGUCGAUCUCACACGUGGUGUGAGAAAAAAUUCGAAGUAUAAUAUGAUUGACGUCAAGCACUCUCGUGUGUAUGAGAAAAAUGAGACUUUCAUACUCGCCCAACAAGCAGCGCAGAUUUAUUAUGCAGAAUAUCCUUCGACAAGGCAGACACAGAAUCCUUGGGUGUGUGCAUGUACUGUCCGUCCGAACAAAAUUAUAUCACAAACUCAACACAAGGACGUUGAUCUAGAUGCUUUUCAGCAACAAUUUUUCCAACCUCCGCCUAUUGUUGAGACGGUCAACUAUAACGUCCAAUUAAGUGAUCCAAUUAGCGGACGUGUUGAAGUCAUGCCAGAAACACACCUUCCGGACCUAACCAUUCCAUCUAAGCGCGAAAUUGUUGAAAUGUAUGAAGCACAACAAAACGCUCAAUAUCAACAAGAAGGUGAAUGGAUAGACAGUUCAGAUACAGAAGAAGAUACUGUAGUAGAAAAUGAAGAUUCUGAGAGCGACUAAUUGUGCUGUUGUAAUUUUAAUUUUGUGAAAUAAUUACUCCAAGAAUAUUUGAUUUUUUUCUUCAUCA